CAAAAACGUUGCCCUCCUGUGUCAGCAAUUCGGUUGCGCUGGCACUGGUUCCUGCCGGCCGACUUUUUGUCUUUUUCUCCUCAUUACAUUCUUUUUUCCCAGAGAUUUCCUCUCCUCCAUUCUCUUCAGCAGACCUGAGACUCCAAAAACUCGCGUCUUGUUCUUUGUUGAACGUGCUCGUGCCCCGUGCCCGUGCUCGACCCGUUUAUUCCGAGCGUUUGUUUUGAACAGACUUUUUGCAUCACCCCGAGACUCCGACUCCGUUUGCAUCCAAGUCCAUGCGAUUAAGACCCAUCUACCCUUUGCAUCCAUCUUUCGUCGAUUUUAAACUCCCGCCAUAAAAGGUUUCAAAGCCGACACCGACUUCUUCCGCCUGUAUCGAGCCCCGCAACGCCGGUCGCGAUGCGGCGCCCUUCCCUCGACCUGAGCGAGCCCGCUCGAAACCUGGAUGAGUCCAACGGGCUAACUGCUGGCGACACGGCCCAUGCUACUGCAGACCGCGCCCUCUCGCCGCCCGGCGAAGAGAUGGAGCUCGUGGGUGGCGAGGGAGAGGAGGAAAACGCAAGGGUCUACACUCCGCCUCCUCAUAUCACCGCCCGCCUGUUCUACCGCGCUACCAACCAGACCCGCCGCGGAGACAGCGCCGCGUCGUCCCGCCGCAACAGCAUAUCUUCCGCACACUCUCGCUCGUCCCAUGGGCACGGCCGCAAUGGGGGCCCACAGAGCAAGUACAUUGCCCAGCACCUCCGCAGGGCUUCGAUCCUCGAGGAUCGAAAGGCACGGUUGGCCGACCGUGCUGCACACGCCGAGAAGGUGCGCCUGCGGGCUGCCCUUGCCAAAGCCGCUACAAAGAACACCAGCGCAAGCGAGGAGCGGGCUCUGGCCGCUGCCCAAGCACGCGAGCGUAACCUGGCCGAAAUUGCUGCCGCCUGUGCCGAGGAGGUCAGGCGGGCCAAGGCUGUGGCCGAGAGCAUGAAGGAGAAGCGGGAACAGGAGAUUCGCAAGAUGAAGCUGCAGAUGGAGGAACGGCUUGCCGAGGCUGAGAGGAGGCGAGAAGAGCUGCGUAGCCGAAAUGCUGCAAAGGGCAAGGGCAGGGAACGGGGCCAGAGCCUCGGAAUCCGCAAGCCCACCUCAGUUGAGGUCAUGCCUGAGGUCAAGGAGGUUAAGGAGCAGGAACCCAGCCCGCUGACCGAAGAAGAGGCUGCUUCGAGGAUACAAUGGUGGUGGAAAGCCAGGAAGAGGAAGCAGGCUGUUGCCGAGUUUUCGGCUCUGGGCUUGUCCCUGGAUGCUGUUCGAGAGACGUCGUUUGACGAGGUCACCAUGCUUCUCUCUCAAGAGAGCGUGCUGGUACUGACGACACGGAUCCUCCGCAUCUGUGGGCUCAACGAGGGCGCGCCGGGCUCUGUCGAGGAGAUGGCCGCAGUGCGGUCUUUCCUCAGCGCCUUUCUCAUCCUAGGCCAUCCAUCACAGGUUCUCAGCAAUAAGGAUGAAAAGGAUAUCCCCGGAGAUGCAGGGCCGAGCCAGGCGAAACCUAUGCCCAAGGAUAAUCUGGCCAACCCGCAAUCUCAGGAACUGGUUGGCAAAGCUAGGGAUUUGCUGGUUCUGUUCGAGAACAUCCUCGGACGACUGACCGCUUUCAACAACUUCACGCCGCCUCCAGCGCUUCUGUCAGCCUUCCCCGAAGUCUACGCUACCUUUUACAAUGCGUUGAUUGCGUGGAAGGCACGCGACUCCAGUUCUCUUGUGGACCUGAUGGUCAUGCAGUUUGUCGAGCUGGAUGCCAUUUGGGAGUCUGUUAAGGACACGACGGACGGUUCAGUCGACCAGGUCUACAAGGAAAGCAUCCGGAACAACCAGCUGCUGCUGUUAGUGAGGAUCAAAAAGUUAGCUGGCCCAGCCAAGGGUAAACAACUCGUUGCGGAUGCCGUGAAGGCAGCGCGCAAAGCAAGGGUCAAGAAGCCUGUUGGCGACACCAAGCCGCGUGUGGCGGACCACACCGUCACGGAGACGGCAAUGGGGGUCUUGGGGGUGGAAGAGAGCCGUGAGGACCCAUCACAAACGCAGACGCCAACGCCUCCAUCGACGCCCUCGAAGAAGCCUGAGCCAUUUAAGGUCAGCAUCGUGGUGCCUAGCGGGAAGAGUCUGCUGCCGGAUAACAGAAUCGUUGUCCAUGAGCUGGCCAUCAACAAGGAGUUCCGCACCGAGCCCCACGAGUAUCACCAACAGCAAGAACAUCUGCUUGCUCCGCUCUUCCAAGAGAUGCGAUCGACGAUGCAGGAGCACAACCAGGAUGCUCACUUCUUCCUGCUAUUGCAGGUUGCCGACCUUGUCCGAGAGAAGCUGCAGCGCCUCGUCAAACCCGGCAACUCGAUGCAUACCUUCAUUGGAGAACUAUUGGAUACCGAUAUUGCGAGGCGCCAGUUCACCAUGGGCAGCUUCUCUUACGAGAAAUUCUUCCAGGCGAUGGGUUCCCUGCUGCCAAAACUCUGUGCUCCGGUCCGGGAUGACGAGGUCAAAGUGCUGGUCGAAGAGAAGCUAAGCCACGGCAGUUAUGUUGAUCGACUGGAGGCGCUGAACAGUUUCAUCGACGUCAUGCUCAGCGACUACGCCAACUAUCUCCUGCAGCUCGCAGCGCCACGGCUCAUCGAGCAGGCGGCCUCAUACGAGGCCAAAGCCUUCGCUGCCGACGUCGAGUCCGGCAGGUACGAUCUCUCUGCCGCGACCGAGGCUUGGCGUACUGCGCGUCAGAAGGUCUUCGGCGAAACAUCCCGCCGUGACCCAGAGGGUAUCAACCACCCAUCCUCCCGGCCAACGGCAAACCGCAUUUAUGCGCAACUCCUUGUGGAUCUCUUCACGCAACUGUCGCCCAUCGCACGGGACGAAAUCCCCCAGAUGCUCCUCCUCGAUCACAAACGCAUCCUCGAAGCAGGCCACCUCACCCGCCGCAUCAUCACGGUUGGCGCCAUUCUCCUGCAAUGCAAGAACCUUCUCAAGCGCGAUGUCCGCGCCCCGUGGAAGACCGAAGCCCAGCGCAUCCUUGCCGUGCUCGAGAAGGCCGACGACCCGCGCGGCGACAUGACGGCUGACGCUGCCGCCGAGGGCAUCAUGGCUGCUCUUGAGGCGGGGCGGUCCAUGCCCGCCGCAACCAGACAGCACCUUCGCGGGAUGGUCAAUAAGUUCCUGGCUGCGAGCGCCGAAGUAGCAUCUAGUAAAGAGCAGGAUGCGGAGGUAAGGGAGCCCGUCCUGAGGCUGCUGCUGGGUAGGCUGCGCGGGCAUAUCCUUGCGCGAGUGGCCGCGCCCUCGGCAAGCGAGAAAGUUAAGGCGACGAGCACGGCCGGCGAAAAGCUGGCUAGCCUCGGGCUGGCCGAGUUUGUGGACAAGGUGAGGGAUAUGGUGGACAUGAUGGGGCGGGUGUCGACGGUGGAUCGGGACGCGCAUGGGGCGUGGUGGGAUCAAGUUGCGGAGGUGGUUGAGAGGGAGGCCGAAGGGCGUUCGACCUCGGAGUGAAGGGGAGUCAAGGGGAGCAUGGAGGGCUGGUUUCGGGGCUUUUGGGGCUUUUUGGAAGUCAUGCAUACUUUUUACUCAUGGGGCAUUUGUAUCGAUUUACGGUUUCGAUGGGGUUUCCUUAGUCUCGGUUUGGGCAUUUGCUUUCUUCUCUGGCUCUUAUGGGCUGCUGGCUCUGGCUUGUUCUCUACUCGGCGUUGAGUGGGACGGGAUGGUUCGGAGGCGCUUUGUUUGCUCGAAUCCGGUUACUCCGCUGUGCUCUGUUGCUGCCCUGUGAGGAGUAAAAGAAAUAGUUGCAAGAGAGAUAUAAGCUCCCUGCAUAUGCUGUUCCGAAUCUCACCACAGCAAGUUAUAUUAAGACACUCACCUUGAUC
This is a messenger RNA of Parathielavia appendiculata, 3878 nucleotides long. RefSeq lists its product as uncharacterized. The transcript has a single exon. Bases 403 to 3507 code for a protein of 1034 amino acids. Lineage: Eukaryota; Fungi; Ascomycota; Sordariomycetes; Sordariales; Chaetomiaceae. The record is from RefSeq and is a predicted model, not a curated record.